Molecule: messenger RNA, 2844 nt
Organism: Ahaetulla prasina
Lineage: Eukaryota; Metazoa; Chordata; Lepidosauria; Squamata; Colubridae
Gene: PES1
Product: pescadillo ribosomal biogenesis factor 1
Exons: 15
Coding region: 62-1822 (586 amino acids)
Biological process (GO): ribosome biogenesis; maturation of LSU-rRNA from tricistronic rRNA transcript (SSU-rRNA, 5.8S rRNA, LSU-rRNA)
Cellular component (GO): nucleolus; PeBoW complex
Molecular function (GO): RNA binding
Source: RefSeq, a predicted model, not a curated record
AGGAAGCAUCUUCUACCACGUGGGCCGAAGGCGGAGGAAGAGAAGCGGCAGGUCGGUCACGAUGGGAGGCCUGGAGAAAAAGAAGUAUGAGAGGGGUUCCGCCACCAACUAUAUCACCAGAAAUAAAGCUCGGAAGAAACUGCAGCUCAGCCUUCCAGACUUCAGGCGACUCUGCAUCCUAAAGGGGAUUUACCCCCAUGAACCCAAACACAAAAAGAAGGUGAACAAGGGAUCAACAGCUGCCCGGACCUUUUACCUCUUGAAAGACAUAAAAUUUCUUCUCCAUGAGCCCAUUGUCAACAAAUUCCGGGAAUAUAAGGUGUUUGUCCGCAAGUUGCGUAAAGCCUACGGGAAGAGCGAAUGGAACACAGUGCAGCGCCUGAAAGACAACAAGCCGGCUUAUAAAUUGGACCACAUCAUCAAAGAGAGGUACCCAACCUUCGUGGACGCCCUGCGAGAUCUGGACGAUGCGCUCUCCAUGUGCGUCCUCUUUUCCACCUUCCCGCGCACGGGCAAGUGUCACGUCCAGACCAUCCAGCUGUGUCGUCGGCUGACCGUGGAGUUCCUUAACUACGUCGUCGCCUCGCGCGGUCUUCGCAAGGUCUUUCUCUCCAUUAAGGGCAUCUAUUACCAGGCUGAGGUGCUGGGCCAGCUCGUCACCUGGAUAACGCCCUAUGCCUUUUCCCACAACCACCCGACCGAUGUGGAUUAUAGGGUCAUGGCUACUUUCACUGAAUUCUACACUACCCUUCUUGGCUUUGUCAAUUUUCGUCUCUACCAGACACUCAACUUGCACUAUCCCCCAAAGAUCGAAGGCCAUUCUUCAGUAGAGAGCAAGCCGGAGGAUGGAGAAGCUUACGCCUUGGAUUCAGAGAGCACCUUGGAGAAACUCUCGGCUCUCAGCACCAGCCUGGCUCGAGUCAUUGCCCCCAACAUAGAGGAUGAAGCUGAAGUGGAUGAGUUCCCCGUGGAAGGCGAAACUGCAGAACAAGAAGAGACCAGGAGGAAGGAGGAAGAGGACUUGAAGAGGCAGAAGAAGCUCUUCGAAGGGCUGCAGUUCUUUCUCAACCGGGAGGUGCCUCGCGAACCCUUAGCCUUUGUCAUCAGGUGCUUCGGGGGCAAAGUGUCCUGGGACAAAUCUGUCUGCAUUGGCGCCACCUACGACGUUACGGAUCCAGGCAUCACCCACCAGAUAGUUGACCGUCCAAAUAUAGAGAAACAAGUGGUUGGAAGAUAUUACCUCCAGCCUCAGUGGGUCUUCGACUCGGUCAACGCCAAAAUGUGCCUCCCAGUGGCCGAUUACUUCCCCGGCGUAAUGCUGCCCCCUCACCUCUCCCCGUUUGUCUCGGAGAAAGAAGGCGACUACAUGCCCCCAGAGAAGCUAAAACUUUUGGCUUUGCAAAGGGGUGAAGGACCAGCCAAAGACAGUGAGUCGGAAGAGGAAGAAGAGAGUGGCGGAGAGGAGGAAAAUGCAACUGAAGGCUCGGAGGAAGAGGAGGAGGAGGAUUCUGACAAGGAAGAUGAAGGGAAACUACGCAAAAUGGAAGUGCAGCGAUCUCAGAACAAGAAUCUGCCAGUGAAAGUGACCCCUGGUCGGGUUGUGAAGGAAGAUAAGGAGCGGCUGAUGCAAGAACAGCAGAGUGAGGAGAAACGUUUGGCCAUCAUGAUGAUGAAGAAACGGGAGAAAUACCUCUACCAAAAAAUAAUGUUUGGGAAGAAGCGCAAAAUUAGAGAGGCAAACAAAUUGGCAGAGAAACGAAAAGCUCACGAUGCGGCAGUAAAAUCAGAAAAGAAGAAAAGCAAGAAGGCACGAAGGGAAUAGAAGAGCUGACAUUUCACAACGCAGGCCUGGAAAGUGGACCUGGGACCUAAAGACGGUGUUGUGACCCAGGUCCAAGUAGGUAAUAGGAAAACUCAGUCAGUGUAAAAACAAACAACCUUUAUUCGAACAGCUGAGAAUUACUUCAUUCUCAGCGCUAGUUCAACUAAAUUAAAGCAAAUUCCUCCCAACACCAAUUCGUCAGUCCUAUCGCCAACUUUGGUCCCAUUAGGCAAACUGCCAAAGGCCUUCCUUGGCAAAAGUUCAGAAGACGCCGAUACGAAACAAAUGCAAGAAGACGAAGCUAUCAACGUUGUUUUCCGGCAAAGCCCAAACGCCGUUGCUGGUCUUUUUAAGUCUUAUGGGAGGGACCAAUCAUCUCUUGGCCCUACUCCCGAGUCAUCUUCUUUGCUUGAGCUGCUCUUGCCUUCUGGCAGCUCUUCUCAUGCGUGAAUUAGGAACAGGCUCCUCCUGUUCCUCUGCCUCACUACUGUCAGCCUCUGGAGGCUCCGGAGUCCGCACCUCACUCCCCGAUGGCCCUGGCCCCACCUCAGCCUCCGACGCAGAGCCCUCAUCCGAGCCUUCCCCAGCCUCCAGGACUGGCCCAUGUUCUUCCUCAGCCUCAACGCUCUCCGAACUCCGUUGCCAGUUCUGCAAGCUGCUGGCAGACCACAACAGACGGAUCUUGUCAGAUGGACAACGUCGGAAUUCCUGAUUCUUUGGGGCUCCACCCUUCUCCAAAACAGAAUUAAUCCGAACUGGGACUAUAGUACCCUGAUUUCUUUAGGGAAAUUCUAUUGAAAAGACAUAUACAUUUUUUGGUCCCCUUCAGUUUUUCUCUUUAUCGCACCCACUGUACCAGCCUCAGCGAGACGGUCAGAUAGAUCUCCAGUCUUGGAUGGAGAAAUGUUCUUUUUGAGGAGAUCAAUAGUCACGAACAGUCCCUCCUUUCCAAGGACACACAAAAUAGCAAACGCGUGGACGAGGUUCCUAUCUGGAAUCAAUAAAACCGGUUUGCUUUCUGA